Messenger RNA from Trichechus manatus latirostris (Florida manatee), 2145 nucleotides. It is a transcript of the gene MEIOSIN, whose product is annotated as meiosis initiator. The coding region runs from base 1 to 2145 and encodes 714 amino acids. The transcript has 14 exons. The record is from RefSeq and is a predicted model, not a curated record. Gene Ontology annotation, molecular function: protein dimerization activity. Lineage: Eukaryota; Metazoa; Chordata; Mammalia; Sirenia; Trichechidae.
AUGGCCACGGACUACAUCUCCCAGAAGGCAGCAUGGGCCAAGCCUGGAGGUGGGGAAAGUUGCAGGAGAGGCCUGUUGAGGAAAAGAAUGACUCUAACUCCCAGGAGGAAGGGGGGCACCCGCGAGGACCUGCUGGGGGCGUGGCCUGCGCAUGAGGCGCGCGCUCCUCUCCUCCUGAGGCCUCGCACCCGGCCUCACGCCCAGGGCAUUCGCACCCUCCUCAAGCCGGGCGAACGUGGAGGCCAGGGCGGCCCGGGGCUCGAGCACGCGGCCUGCUCCCUGGGACCAGCGCUGACGCCGCUGUCCGAUCGGGCUCCCACGUGUGGGGCUGCUGUGAAGCCAGAAGGGGGGCCUCGCGCCAUUUUGCACGUCCUGAGGCGGGUGCUGGAGGCAGAGGGGAAUGGGGCGGGGAGACUCCCCUGGGCUCAAGGGGAGCCUGUGGUUUGCUCGGGAAAGCUCUUGUCUCUAAACAGGAAGCAGAGGAAAAACCAUACCAGUAAACUGCAAGAGCUGGCAUUGCUGCUACCUGUGGCCCUGAAGACCAGAACCAAAAAGCUCACCAAGAAGGAGAUUCUGCUGCAUGUCCUGCACUACAUUCAGUACCUCCAGAGAAACAUCGAUGUGGCUAAGGCCUUGCUCAAGCUCUACACCAACAGGGAAAGUGGACUCGGGGGGCUGAGUUGGAACCCCGCUGGGGGCCCAGUGAGGCGGAGACACUCCACCCCGUGCAGCAGCCCGUGCUCUCGAAAGACCCGACUCCGGGGAGCCUGCCGGAAGCCCCGGAAGAAGAAGCAGAUCCGAACGUCAGAAUGCCAGACCCGGGCCCAGAAGCCUCGCCGCUGUCUGACCCUGUGCAAGCCCGAGAAGGUGACCCCACCCCCAGACCAGAAAGGAGGGAACGCAGAGGCGACCACCACCCCUCUAAGAUGCGCCAACUCCGGCGGACAGCCCAAGGCUGCACCAUCUUCACCUCGGGGUGGAGAGAACAGAGGAAGAGCCCAGCUGACAGUGCUGGAUAUGGCUGAGGACGGCGCCCACCGUGGCCUCGCAAGCUGCUGUUAUGGAAACAGUGUCCAAGAUGAUGAGCCUUACCCUGCCCUUGGGGUCCAGAAAGAUGCUGAGAAGGUCCAUUUUCUCAUCAGGACACAGCCCUGUCCCAGGCAGAAGCUGGUGUUCUACGAUUCCAGCGAGGAGGUGGACAAGGAGUCCCCCGAUGCUGACCCUUGGCUUCCUGCCUGGACCCCAGAGGGCAGCCCCCAUGAGAGCCCGCUGGCCUUGGGGUCUCCCCAGAUCGGGAGCUGGAGUGCCAAGGGCCACUCGAGCGAAAUCCUGGGGCUCAGCCCUUCCCUCUUCAGCUCCCCGGGGAGGCUGCUGCCGGAGCAGCUCCUGGAGGAUGGUGCAGUGUGUCUGACCCAAGCUCUCUUUGAAGAAGUGUACUUCGGCCCUGAGUCCCCACUUUCUGCCUGCAAGUCUGAAGCACCAGAGAACAAGGACACCCUAGCUGAGGCCCCGAGAGACCCAACUGACGCCCACAGCCUUUUCCAGUCCUCCGUCUCGCUCGACCACUGCUACCUCUCCCUAAGCGAGACCAGCCCAGGCUCUGGGACCACCGAGACCGAGUCCCCUUGGAAGCAGCAAGGGGACGCCCAGGCUGACCCCGAGGAGGAUGUGCCGUCCUCCAGUGAGGAAGAUGGUGACUACACCUGGACCCCCACCCGGCGGGCCUCGGUGCUGCCCCCCGGAGGGAGGAAGGCCAAGAAGGGCCGGGCAUCCAGGGCCCCUGUGAAGCCCAAGGAGAGCAAGAAAGUCCCCUGCCCCACCCAGAUCAAGAAAAAGUGUGUCAACGGCUUCAUCAUGUUCUGCAGGAUGAAUCGGAAGCAGUACAUCCGAGCCUGUCCCGGGACCGCGUCCACAGCUGCCACCAAGGAGCUGGCCCAGCUCUGGCGGAUGAUGACCCAGCAGGAACGGAAGCCAUACUGCAUCAAGGCGCGCAGGUUCAGCCGCCAGCACAACCGCAUCGUGAAGCAGGAGAGCUCCAGCAGCGAGGACGACGACUGGGAGCCGCCCAAGCCCUUCUACCAGCUGCUGGCCGAGAAGGCCCGCUCGUCCCCGGAGCCGGCGGCUCUGCCUCCUCCUCGCCAGUGA